Molecule: messenger RNA, 1431 nt
Organism: Xenopus tropicalis (tropical clawed frog)
Lineage: Eukaryota; Metazoa; Chordata; Amphibia; Anura; Pipidae
Source: RefSeq, a predicted model, not a curated record
UUGCUUGCACUUUGGCCAGUUGGAAACAAGCUCAGCAUGGCCGGACUCACUAGCACCGUCAGCAGGGUGGGCUCCCUCCUCUCGGCACAGUUGUGCCCCCCCAGGGCUGUAUCUCUUGGGGCCCAUUUUCCCCCAUACAAGCAGGAGCAGCGUUCCAGAUGGGCCCCCCUGAGAUCCUAUCACUCCUCCCCCAGGAGCCCCCCACCUCUUCUUGGGAAUAACCUGCUGAAACUCCAGGCCCCCCCCAGCCGCAGGGCAUCGGGCAAGUUUAAUGUGCCCCCCAGCGCAGAGUAUGUGGCCCGGCCAGCGGGGGUCUGCACCAUGAUGAGACUGCCCUACCAGGAGACUGCACAGGGAUUGGACGCCGCCUUUAUUGGGGUCCCCCUGGAUACCGGCACCUCCAACCGCCCGGGAGCGAGGUUUGGGCCGCGCCACAUCAGGGGGGAAUCCAGUAUGGUGAGAAGGUAUAACAUCUCCACCAGGGCGGCUCCCUUUGAGUCUCUCAUGGUGGCCGACAUCGGGGACGUCAAUGUGAAUCUAUAUGACCUGAAGGACAGCUGCCGGAGAAUCCGCGAGACCUACCAGAAAAUCAUGGCGGCCGGUUGCAUCCCUUUAACCCUGGGGGGGGAUCACACCAUCACGUAUCCCAUUCUGCAGGCCGUGGCUGAAAAACACGGGCCGGUGGGAUUGGUACACGUGGACGCUCACACCGACACCGGAGACACGGCCCUGGGGGAGAAGAUCUACCAUGGGACCCCAUUCAGGCGCUGCGUCGACGAGGGGCUCCUGGACUGUAAGAGGGUGGUACAGAUUGGGAUCCGGGGCUCCUCCUACAGCGCCGACCCCUAUGGUUUCUGCAGAGAACAGGGGUUCCGGGUGGUUCUGGCAGAAGACUGCUGGUUCCGAUCUCUGGUUCCGCUGAUGGCAGAAGUGAGGAGCCAAAUGGGGGCGGGGCCUGUGUACAUCAGUUUUGACAUCGACGGACUGGACCCGUCCUUCGCCCCUGGAACGGGCACCCCAGAAAUAGCGGGGCUCACCACAAGCCAGGGUCUGGAGAUAAUCCGCGGCUGCCGGGGGCUCAAUGUCGUAGGCUGCGACCUGGUGGAAGUGGCGCCCGUCUAUGACCAAUCUGGUAACACUGCGCUGACCGGGGCCAACCUGCUCUUUGAGAUGCUCUGUGUCCUCCCCAGGGUGAAGGUCUACUGAGCGUCUGAUUGGUGAAACCUGCGCUGAAGGGAACUCAAGCUGCUCUGAUUGGGCGGAACCGGCCCAUUUGGGGGGCUAAAGGCGGGCUCUGCACCCCACUCUCACUAUAGGUCUUGUUAUAGAUCAUUAAAGGUUCCCUAAGCUCCGCCCCCUGUUCCCUAAGCUCCACCCCAUGUUCCUCUGCUGAUCUGACUACUUUGUGACUCAAAUAAAAUGUAACAGCAG